Messenger RNA from Brenthis ino (lesser marbled fritillary), 375 nucleotides. The record is from the annotation of a GenBank genome assembly. NCBI's taxonomy places the organism in Eukaryota, Metazoa, Arthropoda, Insecta, Lepidoptera, Nymphalidae.
AUGGAGGAAGAGGCGAAAGAGGCGGAAUUUGAGAGGCGCUUAAACCAGCGUACUUUUGUGAAGGCGGGCUCAAGCGCAUCCAAGGUCCGUAAGGCUGGCACAUCUGUGCCAACGGACUCUGAGGCGUCGGCGUCUGAGGCGCCGGCUCCGAGAGAUCCGGCCGAGCUGACGGCCGAUGAAUUAAGGGCGCUCGCCAGCAGCAGCGUGGCAGCAGUGUACGAGGUGGCCCAGAAAUCGGGCAAUUUAAAGGGCACAAUGGUCAAGAUGCUCAAGGAGUCUGCCGCCACGCUGCAAAAGGUGGUGGAAGCCCUAGCGGGGCGCACGGUGGGCGGAGGAGGUCCACCACCUCCAGAAGGACAACGCUCGCCUUCGUCG